Ilex paraguariensis (yerba mate) is the source of this 792-nucleotide messenger RNA. The record is from the annotation of a GenBank genome assembly. Lineage: Eukaryota; Viridiplantae; Streptophyta; Magnoliopsida; Aquifoliales; Aquifoliaceae.
AUGGAGGUUGAGGACUGGGCAAGUUCUUCAGGAGGAUCGAGUGACUUGGAGGUCUAUUUGCAAGACACAAAUGAUGAAGAACAUUGCUAUGCCACUGGUGAUAUACCUAAGUUGCAAUUUAGGAAAGAUAUUUCCAAGGCUCGUUGGAACAAUGAGUUGACAAUGGCUGAGGUUGUGGAGCUGAAAGGUCGAUUGUGGACUACAACUGGGAUGGUUCGUAGAAGCAAAAUCUAUUGUUCUAUUGAAGAGACUUUAUAUUUGGCCGAAAUAGGGGCAUUGCAUCUGUUGGAUGAUGCUGAUGAUACACCGCUUCCCCUAAAAAAUAUAUAUAAGAUGGUUGCAGAUGGAAAUAAUGGAUGCUGUUGGGAGUCCUUCGAGGUUUAUAGGCAUUUAAAAUCUCUUGGUUACAUCGUUGGGCGGCAUGGUGUUCCUUGGACUAUUAAGAGCGUUAAGAAUCAGUCCACGUUUCUCGAAGGCACUCCAGAGAUCAAGGGAAUAAUAGAGGAGGAGUGUGAAGAUGAGAGAUCCAUCAGUGAAUAUUUUGGUAGUUUGGUGGUUAGUGAAGUGAGACCAAUAUUUGUUGUUUACCCUCCUAACAACAAAUUUAGAAAGUCUUCUCCUGGCAAUCCAAGUUUUUUGCUCUGUCUAAUGAGUGGUCAUCCGCCAUCCAAAUCAGUGAUUGAGGAACUUGAAAGACGGUGGGAUGGCAUUCCUAUAAGGUUUUGUCAUGUUGAGCAUGGACGUGUAAGUUUCUUCUCCUUUAACAGGGUGGAGCUUCCUGUCCUUCCUUGA